Messenger RNA from Hyaloperonospora brassicae, 1587 nucleotides. Lineage: Eukaryota; Oomycota; Peronosporomycetes; Peronosporales; Peronosporaceae. The record is from the annotation of a GenBank genome assembly.
AUGGCGUCCGUCUUCCUCCGUGACCUCAACGACUACAUCGAGCCGUCCCAAGCGUGCGUGAACCCCCUGUUCACGUCGGCUAAAAGCUCAGCCACCCCCGACACCGACGAAGCGCCGCUGUUACGGCCUAUUGGCACAGCCACAGUCACACUCGAGACAGAGUUCCUGGACGACGACGUCGCCCGGCCCGAGGCCCGCGCGCCGUCCACAAUCAUCCGCUCGACCAGACAGGAGAAGGCGACAGUGUCGCUGGACGACUGUCUCGCGUGCAGCGGCUGCGUCACGUCGGCGGAGACUGUGCUCAUCUCGCAGCAGAGCUGCCACGAGCUGCUGGACGUGCUGGCCAGCCACACGUUUCGGUUUGUGGUCGUGACGCUGUCGCCGCAGUCGCGCGCGUCGCUGGCCGCGCGCUUCCACCUGCCGCUGGUGGACGUGCACCGGAAGCUCGUGACGCUCUUCCGCGGCCGGCUCGGCGUCGACCUCGUGAUGGAUUCCACGGCCAGCGGCGACUUUGCACUGCUUGAGUCGCGGGCAGAGUUUGUGCAUCGCUACCGCAACCAGCAAAAGACCAUCUGGGCGCGCCCGCCGUCGUCCGUGGCGGUCUCGGCGGACCAGACCGAGUUUCUCGAGCCAAGUACUGCGGCGAGUCCGCUGCAAGAUCCGCUGCGCGCGUUGCCGAUGCUGGCGUCGUCGUGCCCGGGCUGGAUCUGCUAUGCAGAAAAGUCCCAGCCGAACGCUCUUCCGUUCAUUGACACGACCAAGUCCCCGCAACAGAUUGCUGGGUCGAUCGUCAAGCGCUUUGUGAGCAGCGAGCAUGGCGUUGCGUCGCACCAAGUGUACCAUGUUGCAGUCAUGCCGUGUUUCGACAAGAAGCUCGAGGCGUCGCGCAAGGAUUUUCAGGACGCAGAGAACGCGACCAAGGAAGUGGACUGCGUGCUCGCGACGACCGAGAUCAUUGAACUCAUUGAGAAGCUGGAUGUCGACUUUGCGAGUCUCGAGCUCGCGGAGCUGACGUCGGAGGAGAUCAGGCUGAGCGGCAUCUCGGACGACGGUUCGAGUGUCCUGGGCAGCAGCUUGAACGCCGGCUCUGGCGGUCAGCUUGAGCACAUUUUCCGCUUUGCAGCGAAAGAGCUCUUUGGUGUGGAGGUCACGGGUCCGCUCGAGUACGUUGUCGGGCGCAACCCGGACUUUCGCGAAGUGUCGCUGGUAGUAGAGGGCAAGGAGGUGCUCAAGUUUGCGAUAUCCUAUGGCUUUCGCAACAUUCAAUCGAUCAUGACGAAGAUCAGGCGGAACAAGUGCCCGUACCACUACGUUGAGAUCAUGGCGUGUCCAAGUGGGUGUCUGAACGGCGGUGGUCAAAUCAAGCCAAAGUCGACGCUGCUAGCGACUGAGCUGCUCGGUGACGUCACGAGUCGCUUCCAAGAGCUCCAAGUGCGCCAACCCAGUGCAAGCCCAGCUGUCAAGUAUGUGUACGAAAAGUAUUUGGGCGGUGGGCCGUUUUCCGAAGUCGCUCGCAAAGUGCUGCACACACAGUAUCACGCUGUUCCGAAGAUGGAACAGUCGAACCCUUUGGGCAUCAAGUGGUGA